Molecule: messenger RNA, 2190 nt
Organism: Seriola dumerili (greater amberjack)
Lineage: Eukaryota; Metazoa; Chordata; Actinopteri; Carangiformes; Carangidae
Product: thrombomodulin-like
Exons: 1
Coding region: 192-1823 (543 amino acids)
Biological process (GO): cell migration
Cellular component (GO): external side of plasma membrane; extracellular matrix; membrane
Molecular function (GO): transmembrane signaling receptor activity; extracellular matrix binding; extracellular matrix protein binding
Source: RefSeq, a predicted model, not a curated record
GCUCAAGGAGAAAGUUUGUGGAGAGCAGUGAGUGGCGCAGCGGGCUGAUUAAGAGCGACUUCCUUCCUCCGCCGGCACAGUAGCAUGGAGUUAGGGGCUUAUAAAUACGAGCUAAACAGUUUCUCAAACAAACAAGCCUAUAGACUGCUGGAACUCGCAAGAACUUGAACGGACACAACCGAGGCGCAAACAUGAGUGAUGUAACGGGACUGCUUGUUGUCAUGCUGGUUUCCAUGAUGGGAAGAACCGGCGGGGCAGGGGCGAAUAACGGAUACUGCAUCGGGAACCAGUGUUUCGGGAUGAUCCAAGACCCCAGCGAUUUCACAACAGCCCAGAAUCAAUGUAAAGAUCAAGGAGGCCACUUAAUGACAGUGCGCUCAUCUGUAUCACAUGAUAUUCUGAGUAUUUUGCUGGGGAACUUCACGGGGCGGUUCUGGAUCGGUUUGCAUCUGGGGACCGACUGUCCAGAAGCUGCUGCUGGGCUGAAAGGAUUCCAGUGGGUGACCGAAGACAGCGAGAGUGACUUCUUCAACUGGGCGCCAAGCUUUGACAGCAGCUGCUCCUCUCCUCGGUGCGUCUCAGUUUCCAAAGAGAGCGACUUCAAAUGGACCCAGGAACCAUGUGGUGAACAGGCGGUCGGGUUUCUCUGCGAGUACGACUUAAUUCAGCCAUGCAAAAAUCUAGAGGUUCCACAGGGCGAGUCUGUCACCUACAUGACCCCUAUGGGGUUUAAGGUCGAGGAUGUGCUGACUCUGCCCAUGGGCACCAUCGCUACCCGGAUGCCAUCUGAGACUAAAUACGUCUGCUUCUCCGAGAAGUGGCUGAAGGCGCCCUGGAGCUGCGAGAUACAAGAAGGCGGGUGCGAGCACAAAUGCGCAGUGGACCCAAACGAAGUCCCGUCCUGUUACUGUCCGCCGGGUCAAAUCGUCAGCCCUGAAAAUAAAGUCACCUGCGAAGAGGCCACAAACGACCCGUGUCUCGCCCUGCGCUGCGAUCACGCCUGUUACAAGAGCGAUGGCUCCUACGCGUGCGUGUGCGACCACGGAUAUAAGCUGGCUCAGGACGGCAGGUCGUGCGUGGACUUCAAUGACUGCAAGGACGAGCGGCAGUGUCCCGGGGAGAACUUCAAGUGCAUAAACACCAUCGGCGGCUUUCAGUGCGUCUGCGAGGAUGGAUACGUGAAGUCCGACAGCCUGUGCGUCGACGACAACGAGUGCUUCUCUGCUCCGUGCGAGCACGACUGCCACAACACUCCUGGUAGCUACAACUGCUCGUGUUUUGAGGGAUAUAAAGUGGAUCCAAAGUCGCCGAAUAAGUGUAAACUUCACUGCGGGAGGGAGGAGUGCGCUGCGGAGUGCGACCCGAACGAUGCGUCCCAGUGCUAUUGUCCUGACGGUUAUGUAGCAGAGGAAAGAGAGGACCACACGGUGUGCAUAGAAAUUGACGAGUGCAUCUCCAAUUUUUGUGAUCAGCACUGUACAAACACAUUCGGUAGCUAUGUGUGCUCAUGCUCUCCAGGAUAUACGUUAGUUAACCAAUACAAUUGCGUAAAAAACGAGGAUCACACAGAUGGAUCACAGGACUCGACCACCGCUCCAGACUUCCCCACAUCAUCAUACAUACCUGGACCAACAAGGCAGCCCUCGGGGGUGUCAGUGGGAGCGUUUGUUGGGAUAAUACUGUGUACUGUCUUUUUGAUUGUGCUGGUGGUUUUUCUGGCUCAUCACAUCCUCAGCCGCAGAGGGAAGAUGGAGAGCAGCGGUGCGCUCAAAGCUCAGGAGGGUGAGGCUCACGGUUUACACCGUGUGGCCACAGACGCUUAAAGAGAAAGAGAGCGGCUUCAGAGGGACAGCUAAAGCGAGACAUGUGAAUGUGCAGAUCAAGACUCGACUACAGAGCUACAGAGACAGUCUCUACAGAGACACGGUAUGAAGGAUGCAGAUUUCACAGCAAAAUAAAAGCUAUGGAGGACAGGAGCGUGGUCAUGUCACAGGAGAGGUGGUCACUAUAAACUCACAAUACAACAGAAAUAUUAUGCAAACAACUAAGGUUUUCACCGCCUGGGAAAACUGGUUUUAAUCUACAAUUCAACUCACGUACAACAGUUUGAAUGUAAUGAGAAUGACAAAGAACUUUGUUUUUUUAAACGUCUGUGCUGAAACAGUAUUAAAUUAUAAAAAUAUGAAUGAA